Messenger RNA from Arabidopsis arenosa, 1852 nucleotides. NCBI's taxonomy places the organism in Eukaryota, Viridiplantae, Streptophyta, Magnoliopsida, Brassicales, Brassicaceae. The record is from the annotation of a GenBank genome assembly.
UUUUCAUUUUUUUGAAAAAAACAAAACAAAAAAGAGAGAGAUAGAGAGAUUAUGGGGAAGCAAGGACCUUGCUACCACUGUGGAGUUACAAACACACCUUUGUGGCGAAAUGGACCACCAGAGAAGCCUGUAUUGUGCAAUGCGUGUGGUUCGCGUUGGAGAACAAAGGGAACACUUGUGAACUAUACACCGCUUCAUGCUCGUGCUGAUGGUGAUGAGAAUGAUGAUCAGCACAGGUUUCAAAGAAUGAAGAGCAUUUCUGUAAGCUAUAAGAACAAAGAGACAAAGAUGCUCAAGAGGAAAGCAAUUCAAGAAAACAUCAUCAUUAAAAGACCGGUCUUGGAAUUCAGUUAUGGUUUGAAGAAGGCUGUGAUAGAGGAGGAUGCUAGUAAUAGAUCAAGUUCUGGUUCGGCUGUAUCAAACUCUGAGAGCUGUGCACAGUUUAGUAGUGCAGAUGGGAGUGAGUUAUCAGGUCCAUCUCAAUCUAAUGCGUGGGACACAACUGUUCCUUGCAAGAGGAGGACGUGUGUGGGCCGUCCGAAGUCCUCUUCUGUUGAAAAGCUCACAAAAGACCUUUACAAUAUUUUACAAGAGCAGCAAUCUUCGUGUCUCUCAGUUUCAUCAGAGGAAGAUCUUCUUUUUGAGAAUGAAAUGUCAAUGGUCUCUGUUGAGAUUGGACAUGGGAGUGUUCUGAUGAAGAAUCCCCACUCGUUUUCUCGGGAAGAGGAGUCUGAAGCCAGCUCGCUCUCUUCGAUUGAGAACAAGUCUUCCAUCAGUGAGGCAUACUCACAUUCUGUGAAGCGUGUUGAGAUUGGAGCAGAGAGACGUUCAUACUAUGGUGGGCAAGAAAUAAAGCAAGAACUAUUCAAGAGAGCCAAGUCUCAUACUGAAAGAGUGCAUGUCCUGGGGAGCCAUGGUUCACCACUCUGUAGCAUAGAUUUGAAGGAUGUUUUCAACUUUGAUGAGUUCAUAGAACAAUUCACAGAGGAAGAACAAAAGAAACUGAUGAGAUUGCUUCCACAGAUUGACUCUGAUAACCUCCCUGAUAGCCUCAGAAUGAUGUUCGAAAGUGCUCAGUUCAAGGACAACUUCUCUUUGUUUCAGCAGCUCAUUGCUGAUGGUGUCUUUGAUGUGUCUUCUUCCUCUGGGGCAAAACUCGAAGACAUCAGAACUUUUAAGAAGCUUGCUUUGACAGAUUUCAACAAAUCUCGUUUGGUGGAAAGCUAUAACCUCCUCAAGGAACGAGAAAAAGGGACCGGAGAUUCUGUUACUACAACUUCAAAAAGCUCAAUCCCAAAUGUACCUAAAAAUAUUGUAACCAUUAAGAGGCGCUGUGAAGACCAAAACCAAUUAAAGUCAGAGUCAAGGGGGCUAAUGAGGAGCCCCAAAAGGGUGAUGAAGAUGAAAGCAAGCCAUGAAAGCAAAGUUAUGACAGAGAACAAUGUCUCAUGCUUCAGACCAAGAAGCUUGGCUUCUGUGUUUGCACAAGAAGGUGGCUCUGCAGUGUUUGGCUAUGAAGGUAAUUGCAGUUCUGAUCAAGAUCUCCUUCUUCUGGACUUGCCGUCAAAUGGGUCAUUUCCUCAAGCAGAGCUGCUUCACCAACUCUGAGAGGUCAAAGCUUCAGACCUCAUUGAGCUUCUCAGAGCUUAAAGGAAGGAUUUUUAAGCUCUCUAUCUUAUCUUGAUUGAUUGAGGUUGAUGAGAGCGACUCUUAGGCUUUCUGAGAAAACGACCAAAUGAGGUUUCUGCUUUAGAAAUUGGAAUUUGCAGACAUAAAAAAAAGGAAGGAUUUUUAUUUGAGUCUUGCUUGGGCUUCUCUUUGGUGGUUAAGUUUAUAAAGGUUGGUCUUAUAA